Molecule: messenger RNA, 955 nt
Organism: Danio aesculapii
Lineage: Eukaryota; Metazoa; Chordata; Actinopteri; Cypriniformes; Danionidae
Gene: pigr
Product: polymeric immunoglobulin receptor
Exons: 4
Coding region: 119-838 (239 amino acids)
Source: RefSeq, a predicted model, not a curated record
AAAUCAAACUCCCACAUCUGGACAUAGUUUAAGCAGACGGAAGUGAGAGUGAACUGAAAUAUUCCUUCACAAACAGCUGUCUGCAGGAGCAAGGGACUCCAUCAGCUCGACCUCAACAAUGAGUCUUCGGCUGCUUCUGACCGCUCUUGUUCUUGGUGGGCUGCCAGGGUCCCACAGCACAGUGACUACAAUCGGAGAUGUGGCUGUCCUGGAGGGUGGAUCCGUCACUGUCCCGUGCCACUAUAACCCGCAGUACAUCAGUAAUGUGAAGUACUGGUGCAGCGGCCGCAUGAGGGAGUUCUGCUCCAGUUUGGCCCGCACAGAUAAUCCCGAAUCUGCUCCGAACGGGAAUGGGAAGGUGACGAUCGCUGAUGACCCGACUCAGCACGUGUUUACUGUGAACAUGCGCAACCUGACGGAGGACGACUCUGGCUGGUACUGGUGCGGGGUGGAGCUCGGAGGGAUGUGGGUGUCGGACAGCACCGCCUCGCUUUAUAUCAGCGUCGUUAAAGGAAUGUCAGUGGUGAACGGUAUGGUAAGCGCUGAGGAAGGCAAAAGCGUCAGUGUUCAGUGUCUCUACAGUAAAAACCUCAGGUCGAGUGAAAAGCGGUGGUGUCGCAGUGGAAACUGGAACUCCUGCCUGCUUACGGACUCUGAAGGCACAUUCAGCAGUAAAAAUGUCCACAUCCAUGAUGAUAAGAACAGCAUGUUCACGGUGACCUUACAGCGGCUGGAGAUGAGAGACUCAGGCUGGUACUGGUGCGGAGCCGGUCAACAAAACGUGGCUGUUCAUGUGUCCGUCACUAGAGGGUCCCCAACACGUAUGUCACAUUCAUAAAACACUGUAACGUUAGGGGUUUUUAAAGAACAGAACAAAAAGAUUAUCAAAAUACAAAUGUAUAAAAUACUGUUCAGUCUUGAAUAGUUCACUUUUAUUUUUCUUACUUGCCAUAAC